GUCGCGAGCCAGCAGCAUCACACAGCCGAAUGAAGAUGGCGGAUCUAUAGACGAUGCUGUCAACAAGACUUUACAAAUAGCGGCUCUUUCUAAAUUUACCCCGGGUCCAAAUAUUCGUUUUUGGAUAGUCGGGCUCCAGAAGAAGGCUCGUUGAUGCUGAUGUUACAAUGGAGAUUCUUCAGCUUCUAGCAAAGCCUUUCGACUGCACUGUACACACAGACUUGGCUAAUCUGUGAAGGGUUUAGUUUUGGGGCUCUGCACUAAUCUGGACUGUGCGGGGGCUGGAUGUUUGUCACCGUCACCCUCCGUCCGUUCCCUCUCAGAUGUCACCACGGAGACGGGAGGAGGCUACAGGGAUAGGAGAGACGCGAGAAACCUGGAUUUAUUGCACAUUUUUUUACACAAUUAGAGGAGAAGCUGAUGGAUUAAGUGACUGACCAAAAGGAGCUCCGUCCACAGCAAGAAACUGACUGGAUAAGACACUUGGACUCGGGGAUUACUGUUUCCUAGCAUGGCCAGGUUUCUGCAGGGUGCACUGUUCACCAUCCUGCCCCUGUGGUGGUCAUCCGCAGAGCAGCCGUUGCUGAGAGCUGCGAAAGCGUCAGCCGCACUUCUCUGUUACCAGUAAUAAAGAAGGCUGUGUCGCAUCAAAUCGUACAUGUUUGUGGCAGCAUAAAGGCGUGGGAGAGAGACAAAUGAUCCUUUGAGGAGAGGCAGAGUACUGUCGUAAGAAUCAAGAGCAAGAAACCCAAUCGUCUUAAGUCAAGCAGUGGAGGAAGCUGACACGCUGUGUUGGAUUAAGAGUGCACACGUGUUGGUAUACAGCAACCUGACCGUGAAGCAAACCCGUUGAGUCGAGGUGGCCAGAGACGGAGUUUACAGGAGGACGCUAGUCAUGGGCUAUGGGGGCCAUGGUGACUUAACGUAAAUGGCUCCUCUUUGCUCAAAGUGUGUACCACUGUGUGCUGCUCAACCCUUUCCUUCCUUUCACUUUUCCCCCUGUAUCCCCUCUUCUUCUGGCUACGAAGGUCUGCUCACCCCAGUUGCUCCCUGGCUCCUGCUCUCCCUCUGUGGCGAUGGGGCUGUGGAAGCUCCUGCGGGGCAUCAGGCAGCUGGAGCUCCACCGCCUCAUCCUGGUGCUCAUUAUAUUUUGCCUACUGUCUAUGGCGCUCCUGGCUUACUAUGUCAGCAACAGCCCCAAGAUAAAGGAGGCACCUCCGCUGCCCUUCAGUGACUGUGGUGAAGUAGUCGCAGCAGGGGAUGGCCUCCAGCGCGUCCCGCUCUUCUUGCCCCCAUUUGUUGGCCGCCAGCGGACUGUCAAAACAGUAGACAACUCUCGCACAGAACCUGUUGUGCUAGUGUUUAUAGAGAGCAUCUACUCCCAGCUGGGACAGGAGAUCGUGGCCAUCCUGGAGUCCAGUCGCUUCCGUUACCACACAGAGAUUGCCCCUAGCAAGGGCGACAUGCCCACGUUGAUGGAACGAGACCGGGGCCGGUACGCUCUAGUCAUCUAUGAGAAUGUCCUUAAAUACGUCAACUUGGACGCAUGGAACCGAGACCUUCUCGACAAGUAUUGCUCAGAGUUUGGCGUGGGUAUUAUCGGCUUCUUCAAAGCCAACGAGAACUCGCUGCUUAGCGCUCAACUUAAAGGCUUCCCUCUUUUCCUGCACUCUAACUUGGGCCUGCGGGACUACAGAAUCAACCCCGUGGCACCGCUGCUCUAUGUCACUAAGCCCAACGAAGUGGAGCAAGGUCCACUGCCAGGUGAUGACUGGACUGUUUUCCAAUCCAACCACAGUACCUAUGAGCCUGUGCUACUAGCCAGCACCAAGUCAUCAGAGGCCCUAGCUCACCUUGGUCCCCAUCGAGUCCUGCAUGCCACCGUGGUGCAGGACCUGGGCCUUCAUGAUGGGAUCCAGAGAGUUUUAUUUGGCAACAACCUUUCAUUCUGGCUGCACAAGCUGAUUUUUGUCGAUUCUAUCGCUUAUCUAACUGGAAAGAGACUAUGCCUGUCUCUGGAGAGACACAUACUUGUGGAUGUGGAUGACAUCUUUGUGGGAAAGGAAGGAACGCGCAUGAAGGUGUCAGAUGUGAAGGCUCUCCUGAACACACAAACCAAACUACGAACGCUAGUCCCAAACUUUACCUUCAACCUCGGCUUCUCCGGAAAGUUCUACCAUGCAGGGACUGAAGAGGAGGAUGAAGGCGAUGACAUGUUGAUGCAGCACAAGGAGGAGUUCUGGUGGUUUCCUCACAUGUGGAGUCACAUGCAGCCGCACCUCUUUCACAACGUCAGCGUGUUGUCCGAGCAGAUGAGGCUCAACAAACUCUUUGCACAGGAGCAUGGGAUCCCCACUGAUAUGGGCUAUGCCGUGUCACCACACCACUCCGGGGUUUACCCUGUACACAGCCAACUCUACGAGGCCUGGAAGAACAUUUGGGGGAUUCAGGUGACAAGCACGGAGGAGUAUCCCCACCUGAGACCAGCCCGCCAUCGUAGAGGGUUCAUACACAACGAUAUACAGGUGCUGCCCAGGCAGACUUGUGGUCUCUUCACACACACUAUCUUUUAUAAUGAGUACCCUGGAGGCUCUCGUGAACUGGACAAAAGCAUCCGUGGAGGAGAGCUCUUCCUCACCGUUCUUCUCAACCCAAUCAGCAUCUUUAUGACUCACCUGUCUAACUAUGGGAAUGACCGCUUGGGCCUGUACACCUUUGAGUCUCUAGUAAAGUUUGUUCAGUGCUGGACCAACUUACGACUUCAGACUCUGCCCCCUCUGGAGCUGGCAGAAAAGUACUUCCAAAUCUUUCCAGAGGAGAGGGACCCACUGUGGCAGAACCCCUGUCAUGAUAAGAGACAUAAAGACAUCUGGUCUAAAGAGAAGACUUGUGAUCGGUUGCCCAAAUUUCUCGUUAUUGGCCCCCAGAAAACAGGAACCACAGCCUUGCACUCUUUCCUCACCCUGCACCCAGCAAUCACUAGCAGCUUCCCCAGCCCCGUCACUUUUGAGGAGAUCCAGUUCUUCAAUGGCCCCAGCUACCACAAUGGCAUCGACUGGUACAUGGACUUCUUCCCCUUCCCCUCGAACGCCAGUACAGACUUCAUGUUUGAGAAAAGUGCUAACUACUUUGACACAGAGGUGGUCCCCAAGAGGGCUGCAGCCUUAUUGCCCAGGGCCAAGAUCAUCGCUGUGCUCAUCAACCCAGCCGACAGAGCCUACUCCUGGUACCAGCACCAGCGGGCUCAUCAAGACCCAUCUGCUAUAAACUACACCUUCCAUCAGGUGGUGACAGCAGGACAGUCAUCCUCUAAAGAGCUCCUGGUGCUGCAGAGCCGUAGCCUCAAGCCUGGAGAGUACGCCACUCACCUGGAGCGUUGGCUACUGCAUUUUCAGUCCAAACAGCUACAUAUAGUCGAUGGAGCUAUGCUGCGCUCCAAUCCUGCCGUGGUCAUGGAGGGAAUCCAGCGGUUUCUAGGAGUCACCCCUAUUUUUAAUUACACCCAGGCUCUCAUGUUUGAUGAGAGUAAAGGGUUCUGGUGCCAGAGGAUAGAGGGAAGUCGUCCUAAGUGUCUGGGAAAGAGCAAAGGCAGGAAAUAUCCAGAAAUGGCUCCUGAGACGCGUGCUUUCCUGACGGAGUAUUACCGGGAGCAUAACAUGGAGUUACUGCGACUGCUGAACCGACUCGGCCUGACACUUCCCUCCUGGCUCAGAGAGGAGUUACAGAGCAGUAGCUGGAGCUGAGAGAAUCCUGCUGUACCCGUACACACUCAACACAUAGGAGCCUGACAAUCGAGAGAGGCGUACACUCAGGGCUGAGUCAAACCCGGCUACUCCUUGCAACACUAUAGGAUCAACCACACUGUAGUGACUAUGAGCUGCGGUGUGUGAUCAUGGAUACAGAGGGAAUACUUGGACUGCGACAAUCAGCCCGUCCCUUAGGCAUGAUGGUAACACAUGGUCUUAUUGAUCCUGUUGGACUUGGGAGGAUGAGGGUGAAUGCUGGUAAUCCUUCACUCUGUGGAUGCAGCUUUGUUUUGACUAAAUCCAGACUUUUCUCACCAGGACUUGGGUACACCAAAAGUGUGGAACGCAUGAAUGAACUCAUGAAUUAUCCGCACUUACACUAGCCUUGCUCAUCUCUUCAGAGAAAUGAUUGUAAAACAUUGUACAUUUUAAAGUGUUGUAUAUUUUGGGUCUGAUUGGGUCUGAUGGGAUCCUGAUGAAAUGGACACGAUCUCAGCCGUGACUUUAGUGUACAGGACAGACCUCGGUUUAAGCAGGGCAUGUAGAAAGCGCCAGUCUGCAGCUCCUCUCCUCUCCUCAUACACGGACUAUGCACAAUGAGGUGUUUAGAACUUAUGCAAGAAGUUGAUGUGAAGUCUAGUGUCCCAUCAUAAUGUCGACAACAGUGUCUGUCUAAAGUGAAUUAUGAGCUCUCUGCAAAUCUCCAAGCAUCUUUUAAACAUGACCUUUUUUUUUUUUAAUCCAAAUGUACACUGUGACCAGUUGCAGUGUGCCUCAUGCAAAUGUCAAGUCUGUCCUGUUCUGUGUAAGGAUCUUUGAGUGGAGAGAGGAGAAGGGCUGCAUUAUGAACCUGUGGUAUGCCCUGCAAACACGAGUUACUGUCUACUUUUAUUUUUUAUUUUGUAAAAAAAAAAACACAAAAAAACUUUUAAAACACCCAACGCUGUAUCAUCUCUAAUAAACGCUUAGAGAGGUUGGAAAGGCA
Molecule: messenger RNA, 4731 nt
Organism: Ictalurus punctatus (channel catfish)
Lineage: Eukaryota; Metazoa; Chordata; Actinopteri; Siluriformes; Ictaluridae
Gene: ndst2a
Product: N-deacetylase/N-sulfotransferase (heparan glucosaminyl) 2a
Exons: 18
Coding region: 1077-3743 (888 amino acids)
Cellular component (GO): Golgi apparatus
Molecular function (GO): deacetylase activity; heparan sulfate N-sulfotransferase activity
Source: RefSeq, a predicted model, not a curated record